AUGUUUCCCCCUCUCCCUACGCCCCUCCGCAUAGUAAUAGGCGGCGACGACGCCGGAUUCUCAUACAAAGCCCUCCUCCUCGCGGACCUCAGCUCGGACCCACGCGUCUCCUCAGUCCAAGACGUCGGGCCGCUCACCGCGUCCGACAAGACCGCAUACGCGCACUACGCCGUCUCAGCAGCGCGUGCCAUCUCGCGCGGCGAUGCAGACCGGGGCUUGUUGAUCUGUGGCACCGGGCUGGGCGUCGCCAUUGCCGCGAAUAAGGUUCGGGGCGUCAGGGCCGUGACGGCGCAUGAUAGUUUUAGUGUGGAGAGAGCGGUGUUGAGUAAUGAUGCGCAGGUGCUGUGUUUGGGGGAGAGGGUUGUGGGGAUUGAAGUUGCGAGACGGCUGGUAAGGGAGUGGUUGGGGUAUAGGUUUGAUACGGAAUCCGCCUCCGCGGCCAAGGUUCAGGCUAUUACCGAGUAUGAUUUGGAGAAGUAG
Molecule: messenger RNA, 480 nt
Organism: Lachnellula hyalina
Lineage: Eukaryota; Fungi; Ascomycota; Leotiomycetes; Helotiales; Lachnaceae
Product: putative ribose 5-phosphate isomerase
Exons: 2
Coding region: 1-480 (159 amino acids)
Biological process (GO): carbohydrate metabolic process
Cellular component (GO): intracellular anatomical structure
Molecular function (GO): isomerase activity
Source: RefSeq, a predicted model, not a curated record